AUGCUGAGGGAGUUCAAGCAUACUUUUGUGAGAAGGACUAAAGCAAGACUUGAGUCAAAUCCAGAUGCAGAGGACACAACAGAGGGGGCAGCUAGUCCACUUAUUCCACCAGCAGCUCAGGAGGUAGUUGUGACAGCUAGAGACACAAAUGAAGAGGGAGACACAUCCACUGAAAGUGAUCACAUUGAUGAUGAUGAUUAUGUGAUUCAGCACAGGCCAGACAAAGGCCUAGCAAAGCCAGAAGAUGAGGAUAAUAGUGAUCAUGAUGAUGAUGCCAAUGACUAUGAAGAGGAGGUAGAGACAGAUCUUGGUGGUACACAGCGGACACAGGAUGAUAUCACUCCCCUAAGGCUUUCAAGCUUAGAGUCACACAUGGACCUCCCAAUAGGCCAAAGAUAA
This is a messenger RNA of Miscanthus lutarioriparius, 399 nucleotides long. The record is from the annotation of a GenBank genome assembly. NCBI's taxonomy places the organism in Eukaryota, Viridiplantae, Streptophyta, Magnoliopsida, Poales, Poaceae.